Messenger RNA from Phytomonas sp. EM1, 616 nucleotides. Lineage: Eukaryota; Euglenozoa; Kinetoplastea; Trypanosomatida; Trypanosomatidae. The record is from the annotation of a GenBank genome assembly.
AUUUCGUUAUUUACUAAAAGAAAAAAAGCACAUUUACAUUUCAAUCAUGUCGAACACUCUUGUUAUUAACCUUUCCUUUAACUGCCCCGUCGUGGACAUCAUUGGACCCAUCAAGGAAACGACUAUCGAACGUCUUAAUGAACUCCUUCCAACUUCGACGACAUCGACUCGUAACUGUCGAUCUGAAGCUCCAAAAUUUCAAUACUUGUCUAACCCAGAUCACUGGCACCUGAAAUUAGAUGGACAGCUUUGCGACUCUGAGGGUGUGUCCCACUUUAUCGUCGUCCUUCUGGACGUAUUGGAGCAAGAAGGGGGCUGGACUCUCGUAUCAUCUCAAGCUUCAAAUUCAGACAAUGCUGGUGCUAUUCAACAGAAAUAUGUCGAAAACUAUAAAUUAUUUUUCUCGAAGUUUGUAAGCAGCGAAUAAUUUAUGUUUCAUGUAUGGGAAAAAAAAAGUCAAAAUUGGUUUAUCCCGUUAUAUUUUUGACGUCAAUGUAUAUAUUUACAUAUUUUAUGUAAUAUUUUUAUGUAAGCUGUGAAUUGCGUUUUUCGUGCUUUAUGGUGUUACAAAUUGACUGAAAUAUAUAUAUAUAUAAUAUAUAAAUAUAUAUAUAUA